Molecule: messenger RNA, 1192 nt
Organism: Callorhinus ursinus (northern fur seal)
Lineage: Eukaryota; Metazoa; Chordata; Mammalia; Carnivora; Otariidae
Gene: CUNH8orf33
Product: chromosome unknown C8orf33 homolog
Source: RefSeq, a predicted model, not a curated record
CGUAAUCUCCGGCGGCGACGGCGGCGCAUGGCGACCCUAGGACGUGCUGCUCGGGAGAAAUCAGCGGCCGAAGGCCCAGGUACCGCCCGCGCGCCCCGCAGCCCCCGGCCCCCUGGAUCGCUUCCCAACGCCCCGAGUCCUUCCGCCAUCAGAUCCCAUCCGGUCGGUCUCUGCUUAGGGCUCUCCACAUGCAGUGACACCGCUCCCGGGGAGCACCCCGAACGCCGCGGAGGCGCCGCAGCCUCCAAGAAGCAAAAGAAGAAGAAAGUCCGGGAUGGGGCCUCUGUGGCGAAUGGAGACGGGAAGGUCUCAGAAAAGCUGACCUCAGAGGAAGCGCCCCUAAGCGCGGAGGCUCAGGCGGAGCAGCUGGCCCGGGAACUGGCGUGGUGCGUGGAACAGCUGGAGCUGGGCCUCAAGAUGCAGAGACCCAGUCCGAAACAGAAAGAGCAGGCUAUUGGGGCAAUCCGAACCCUUCGCAGCGAAAGAACCCCCCUGCCCCGGAAGAGGCAGCUGAUGCACUCCUUGUUUGGGGACUACAGGGCUCAGAUGGAAGCUGAGCGGCGCGAGGCCCUUCGGGUACUCAGAACUGCAGCCCGCACAGCACAGGUGCAGCCUGUAGGUGAGGCCACCAGAAAGAAGAGUGGAAGGGUCUGCAGGCCUCGCCAGGCAGGAGUAGCCAAGGCCACACUGGACACUCCUGAUAAAGAGUUUAGGUUCAAUUUCUUUUAGCUUGUCUUCCAUCCUGGAACACUUUCCCUGCCCAGGUAGUAUGGGGGUUUGUCUUGAGUGCAGAGCCUUUCCAGGAAUGCUCUGUCAGACAGAUGUGGGGUUGGUCUGUCCAUGGCUGGUCAUUGGAUCUGGUGCCAUGGCUGUGGGACAGAUGUGAGACCAGCCUAUUGGGUACUGUCAGAUAAGCACAAGACCCAUUUGUAGGUUUUCAGAUGAAAUGUUCUUCCUGUCAGAAGAAGGAGGUCCGUUUAGAAAAGCUUCUACAAUUCCUGAAGUGAGUGUUCAGCAUGUUGUAGAAAGAAUGUUUUACUCAGUCUUUAGGCUGAGAUUAAGCAGCUGUUUGUAGUAAGGACUAUGGAGGAAGCUGUAUAACCGUAUACUGGUGCUCGAAUGUCCUGUCAAAUGGUGUAGUGCUUUAUCUCAUAAUGUCAUGUUGCACUAAUAAAACUAUUUUUUGUAAAAA